Molecule: messenger RNA, 1207 nt
Organism: Miniopterus natalensis
Lineage: Eukaryota; Metazoa; Chordata; Mammalia; Chiroptera; Miniopteridae
Source: RefSeq, a predicted model, not a curated record
CUCACAGAGGGAGGACAGAGCAGGCAGCAGACACCAUGGAGUCCCCCUCUGGCCCUACCUGCAGAGGGCGUGUCCCCUGGCGGGGGCUCCUGCUGGCGGUCUCACUCUUAACCUUCUGGAGCCCGCCCGCCGAGGCCCAACCCAGGGUUGAAUCAGUGCCGCCCAAUGCUGCCGAAGGGAAGGAUGUGCUUCUCCGAGUCCACAGUCUGCCCGGGAGUCUCGUAGGCUAUGCCUGGUACAAGGGGGAAAGUGUGGACAGCAGCCAUCAAAUUGCAUCAUAUAUAAUAGACACUCAUGAAAUACACCCAGGACCUUUAUUCAGUGGUCAAGAGACAAUAUACCCCAAUGGAUCCCUGCUGUUCCAGAAGGUCACGCUGAAGGACACAGGAAACUACACCCUACUGGCCACAAACAAAGAUUUUCAGCAUACACAAGUAACUGGACAGUUCCGUGUGUACGCGGUGUUACCCAAACCCCACAUCACAAGCAACAACUCCAACCCCGAGGAGCACAAGGACCCUGUCCUGUUAACGUGUGAACCUCAGACUCAGGGCACCACCUACCUGUGGUUCAUCAACAGUCAGAGUCUCCCGGACAGCACCAGGCUGCAGCUGUCCAAGGACAACAGGACUCUCACUUUACUCCGUGUCACAAGGAAUGACACAGGACCCUAUGAGUGUGAAACCCAGAACCCAGUGAGUGUCGGCCGCAGUGACCCAUUCACCCUGAAUGUUCUCUAUGAUCCAACACCACAAAGUCCUGGCCUCUCAGAUGGAGCUAUCGCUGGCAUCGUGAUUGGAGUCCUGGCCGGCGUGGCUCUGAUAGCAGCCCUGGUGUACUUUCUAUACAUCAGAAGGACUGGAGGGGCAAGUGACCAGCGCGAUCUCACAGAGCACAAACCCUCAGCCUCCAACCACAGUCAGGUUCCCUCUGACAAGUCACCUAAGAAGGUCCCUGAAGUUACAUAUUCUUUGCUGACCUUCAGUGGCCAGGAAUCAAAGAAACCAACCUCAGCCUCUCUGUCCCCAACAGCCACGGAAACGGUUUAUUCAAAAGUAAAAAAGAAGUAAUGCAACUCUGCUCACUGCACUGCUGACUGAUGCCAAGCUUCUCAUCUCAUUUCCAUCACUAGGAGACCCCUUUGCCCUCAGGGGAAAGGAGAAGAACCCUCUUCCUCCUCCCCCUUCCCUUCACUCCCUCCUGAGGC